ACAUGUUUAUUAUUUGUAUUAGCACUUUAGCAUAAUCAUUAUAUCAUAACCACGAAGUAAAAUUAAAUAACUAGAUACCAAUCACCAAACAUUUUCUUUCCCAAUUCAAAAUUAGCUAACCAACACAAAAUCAGCAAUCUGCAGAAUAACUUUGGUAAUUAGCAAAUCUCCCACACAACAAAUUCACAAAUUCAAGUCUUAAGGCAGAAAGAUUAAGUAACUUUCGGUGGUCCGCCAACUAGCAGAGACGAACGGCAAAAUCCAUGACGCAGGUCAGCGUUCAGCGGUAACAUCCAAAGACGAUGAGAGACGAGCAGCAACAACCACCCACAGAGACGGAGGAAAGGCGCAGGGAGGCGUGGCGAGGAUGAACCACAGCUCGAGCGGAGACGAGACGAGGGAGGCGCGAUGAGACACGAGAAGCCGAGUAUAGAAGGAGGAAUGAGGCAGGGCGUUAGGUGCAGUGAUGGCGAGGACGGGCGACAACAAGAUCUGACGAGCAAGAAGCAGGGAAGCACAGCCACAGGAGGAGAAGAAAGUCGCGGCGGCAACGGAGGUGAGCUCCCAGCGCCCAGAUCUAUGGACUGUGUGGCUGUGUGCCGUUAGGAAUAGAGAGAAGAUAAUUCAUAGAGGCGGGGUCAGGUGGAGUAAAUCCCCAUAAUAGUCCCUGAGAUUCGGGUCGUUACCCAAUGUGAGCCCUGAGAUCCCAAUUGCAUCAUUAUAAUCCUCCAGAUACGGCUCCGGGCACCAUAAUAGUCCCAGGACAGUUUUCCGGUGAUGAGUCAUCACCGACGAUCUGAUGUGUCACGAAGUUGCCACGUUGGAUUAAGCCAAAACGUUGGUGUUUUGGGUUGGCGCCCCAACUUGACAAAAACGUUGUCGUUUGGCCCAAAAAAAAUAUGAAACGCGCUUCAUCAAAAACACACUAUCUCCUCACUUGUCUUCUCCACUUCCACCCUCUGUCUUCUUCUUUUCUUCUUCUUCUUCCUCCCCUCUUCAUGAAUGCCAUUACGUUAAGGUUCCUUUCGUGAGAUUGAAAUUCUUGUAAUCAGAAGACAUCAAAAUCAAGUUUCAUUCCAUCAUUUGUUUCCUCCUUCGUCAGAAACAAGAGGUUCUGCCAUUUGUAAAGGGUUCCUUUGGUGAGGUUGAAAUUCUUGCAGUCAGAAGACAUCAAAAUCAAGUUUCACUCCAUCAUUUGUUUCCUCCUGCGUCAGAAACAAGAAGUUCUGCCGUUUGUAAAGGUAUUCCUUGUGUGCAUGCAUGUGCUGCACUGUCUCGGGUUAACAAGCCACCAGAAGACUUUUGUCACCGCUUGCUAACAAUGGAGUCAUACAGGGAAACAUAUAAUUAUCAUAUUAAUCCAAUACCUGGACAACCAUUAUGGGAGCAUGCAGAAGAAUGUAACAGGCCACAUGCACCAAAAAUAAAGAGGAAAGCUGGAAAACUACAGAUGAAAAGACGGAUGGAUGCUGAUGAGAAGGGUGGUGGAGGAUCUAAAAAGUCUAAAGCUGAUCCCAAGCCUCAGAGUAACAAUGGAGAUAAUGUUCAUCUAAAGAGGCAGUUGGGCCCCUUUACUUGCAGUUUCUGUGGUGAUAAAGGACAUACAAAGAGAGGUUGUAAGAAGAAGAGAGAUUGUGAUGCUGCUGCAGCUGCUGCAGUUGCUGCUGCUGCUGCUGAGGCUAAUAAGAAGAAGAAAAAUGAAGGAGGUGCCCCUGCAUCUGAGCAGCAACUUCAGCAGCCUCAAGAUGAUGGUAACCAACAUGAUGGAGAAGAUAAUCCUGUUGUGCAGUUUACUGAGAUUGGCCAAGCCACUUCUGAUGCACAACCUGUAGAAAUAGAUAUAUCUCAGCCAACUGCUUCUGAUGUAGAAGAUUCUCAAAAGGAUCAUGGAAUAAAAAGGCCUUCAAAAUUAUCACCAAGGAGAAGAUCCUCUCCACUAGCAACUUCUGUCCCAGUGAAUCCCAUGCAGGGUGCUAGUUCAGGAACUGCAACAAGACUUGUCAAUUACAUGAAGUUCAUCCCAACUCCAGGAUUUAAGGCUCCAAGAAAGAAGAAUUGAAGACUUUAGCUUAAUAUGUAUAGGGCUAUCUGUUUUGAUGUUAAUACUUUUUGCUAGACAAAGACUACACAAGGAAAAAACAAUCCUUUAUGUUUUGCUGUAAAGUCCUCCCUUUUGAGGCAACUUUGUUUAACAUGCUCAUGUUAGAUGGCUGUCCUUUGUGUUAUGUGACUAACUAUGUUAAGUUGAACCAUUAUCUU
Messenger RNA from Arachis stenosperma, 2259 nucleotides. RefSeq lists its product as uncharacterized. The coding region runs from base 1322 to 2059 and encodes 245 amino acids. Lineage: Eukaryota; Viridiplantae; Streptophyta; Magnoliopsida; Fabales; Fabaceae. The transcript is spliced from 4 exons. Gene Ontology annotation, molecular function: nucleic acid binding; zinc ion binding. The record is from RefSeq and is a predicted model, not a curated record.